AAGAUUUGUUAACGAUUACAGUAUAUGUAGAGCUCGCGGUUUAAACAUAUAUUAUAAAAAUAAUUUAAAGUGAAGGAUUAAAGUCUUGUAAUAAAAAAAAAAGUGAACAGCAGCAGAGUAAACUUUUUUGGUAUAUAAUUCACUUCCCACAUGUCAUGAGUCCGGGCAAAAAAUUAAUUGCGCUAUUUUGCGUUUUCUUUUUAUAUGAUUUUGGUGGUCAAGCUGUUAAGCGUGAUGCUCCUAUUAAUAAUAAUUAUUUGCCACCUUCCAAUUCGUAUUCAGCUCCACCAUCUGGACCUGCUGUAAAUGGGAAUUAUGGUGGUUCUUCGGCCGGUCCGUCUGACUCUUAUGGACCGCCGCCUAAAAGUUCUCCCUCAUCUAGCUAUGGAGCACCAAGUCCUCCUAGUACCAAUUAUCGGCCCCCUAAGAAGGGACCACCACGCCGUUCCAACAAACGUCCCUCUUCCAGCUACGGCGCACCUGCUAAGGCACCUUCGCCAAAGUACGGGCCGCCAUCCACAAGUUACGGAGUACCUGUGGGCACGCCAUCUUCUAGCUACGGAGCGCCAGCCCAAACGCCAUCUUCAAGUUAUGGUGCACCCGCACCAUCUAGCAAUUAUGGACCUCCCCCCCAAGCACCUUCUUCUAGUUACGGCGCACCUUCUAGCAAUUUUCAACCGCCCCCGCAUGCACCCGCUUCCAGUUACGGUGCUCCAGCACCAGCGAGUAGCUACGGUCCUCCGCCGCAAAAGCCUUCAUCAAGCUAUGGACCUCCACCUCGGGCACCCUCGUCAAGCUAUGGCGCUCCGCCUGCACCAUCCAGUAGUUAUGGUGCUCCUGCGGCGCCAAGUUCUUCGUAUGGUGCUCCGGCAGCAGGCAACGGGGGCGGUAAUGGUUAUGCGGCUCCGGCACCGUCUAAUGGUUAUGGUGCCCCUGCGGCACCAAGUUCUUCGUAUGGCGCACCGCCCGCAAGCAACGGGGGCGGUAAUGGCUAUGCAGCUCCAGCACCUUCUAAUGCUCCAGCACCUUCUAAUGGAUAUGGUGCACCUGCGGCGCCAAGUUCCUCCUACGGUGCCCCGGCCGCAGGCAACGGAGGCGGCAAUGGCUAUUCAGUACCUGAAACUAUACCUCAAAGCUAUUCCUCCAAUGGUGGUUAUACGUAUUAA
Molecule: messenger RNA, 1166 nt
Organism: Glossina fuscipes
Lineage: Eukaryota; Metazoa; Arthropoda; Insecta; Diptera; Glossinidae
Product: pro-resilin-like
Exons: 4
Coding region: 156-1166 (336 amino acids)
Biological process (GO): positive regulation of transcription by RNA polymerase II
Cellular component (GO): RNA polymerase II transcription regulator complex
Molecular function (GO): transcription coactivator activity
Source: RefSeq, a predicted model, not a curated record